Molecule: messenger RNA, 651 nt
Organism: Marasmius oreades (fairy-ring Marasmius)
Lineage: Eukaryota; Fungi; Basidiomycota; Agaricomycetes; Agaricales; Marasmiaceae
Exons: 6
Coding region: 1-651 (216 amino acids)
Biological process (GO): translation; maturation of SSU-rRNA from tricistronic rRNA transcript (SSU-rRNA, 5.8S rRNA, LSU-rRNA)
Cellular component (GO): ribosome; cytosolic small ribosomal subunit
Molecular function (GO): structural constituent of ribosome
Source: RefSeq, a predicted model, not a curated record
AUGGGUAUUUCUCGCUCGUCAAGGCACAAACGCUCUGCUUCUGGAGCUCAACGCGCUCACUACCGCAAAAAGAGAAAGUUCGAGCUUGGUCGUCAACCCGCUAACACCAAGCUUGGUGCCAAACGUAUCCAUACCGUCCGUGUCCGUGGUGGAAACCUCAAGUAUCGUGCGCUUCGUUUGGAGAGUGGGAAUUAUUCAUGGGGCUCUGAGCGGGUUACACGGAAAACAAGAGUUAUCAGCGUCGUCUACAACGCAUCGAACAACGAACUUGUACGAACGAACACUUUAGUCAAGGGCGCUAUCAUCCAGAUCGAUGCAACCCCCUUCAGGCAGUGGUAUGAAGCACACUAUGCCCAACCCGUGACGAAGAAAGGCAAAUCUACCCAGACUCAGGCUACUGCUGAGGGAGGCGCUGCUGAGCCCAAAAAGCUGUCCCACCAUGUUCAGCGAAACUUGGACGAGAGAAAGAAAGACGCCAAGAUUGACCCCCUUAUAGAGUCCCAGUUCGCUGCUGGCCGCCUCUAUGCUGCUAUCUCAAGUCGGCCAGGUCAGUCUGGUCGUGCUGAUGGCUACAUUCUUGAAGGCAAGGAGCUUGAGUUCUACGUCAGGAAAAUCAGGACAGGAAAGCAGAAGCACGCCCACGGCGCUUAA